AAGAUGUUCCACAGUGUCAUGUGGGUGAUUUCCCCCGGCAGUGGUGCGACUCAAGCCGGCUGCUCGAGCAGGGAUGUCGGUAGGUGGGUUUGGUGUGCAUUCGAAGCUUCGCUGCUGUUUAUCUUUGGAGAAAAUUAGGUGUUAGUGCCCGAGAAGUGGAAACCGAGAUUCCGAGGACUUUAGGAAGCAAGUUUAAGAGUAUCCAGAUGAUCCAGGAUGGACCCUGAGCAUCUCCUGAGCAAUGUGAAGAGAGAUAUUCGUGCUCUCCUUAUCUCCUCCAAGCAUGGCCUUUCUUCAGAGCAGCUCAGGAAGGACUACCAGAACAUGCUGGGUCACCCCAUACCCCUUAAGCUCCUCGGUUUUCGCUCGAUGUUGGACAUGCUCAGAGAAAUGCCUGAUACUGUGCGCUUGGACUACGCUCUCGACGGCACCGUUGUGUUAAAAGCAAUUGGGAAUGAGACCACGAAAGGCAUUGAAGAUCUCAUUUCCAAGCAAAAGACCUGCAAACCCAAGCACAAGUUUAAAAGUGGCGGUUCCGGUUUGCUUCCAUCACCUUCCCUCCAUCACCAGGGCUCGUUCGUUCUCCCUCGUCGAGCUCACGCUCCUCCAGCUCUCUCCGCUCAGCUGCGCUCACAGCUCCGGCAGUUACUCAUACAUGGCCCCAUAGGGCUUUCCCAGCUGGAGAGGUGCUAUUCAAUCCGCUUCGGCAGGCCUCUCUGUGUCGCACACUACGGCUUUUACUCCAUCGCUGAGAUGCUCGCCGCUGCUUCGGACAUGAUCACGGUGAAGCAGACUCGCAUGGGCUCGCAGCUGAUACUGAAGACCGAACACACGCCAGUCAGACAGAUGCACAAUCGAUCUCCUGCACUUCCUAAACAGGCUACAGGAACAUCCAGUCAUCCAGUAAUGAAAAAAAUCACGUCUGAAGUACCUGGACAAAUGGCAGUGCUCAGCAACAAUCAGCCAAAAGCGCAGCAGAAAGCCAACAACACUGCAGCCAUUAGAGUUCAGGAGAUUGAACACAUCCAUCUUAAAAAGUCUUAUGAGAAGUCUGUUGCGAAGCUUGAGGAGGAGUUCAGGAAGAGGCUUGUUGAAAGCGGAGACGCUGGCACGGUUAGUCAGGAGCUGAAAGAGAAGCUUCGAAAGGUCGUCGCUGAGCACGGUCAAGGCAUGGCCAUUCACAGUCUUCCUGGUGAAUACAAGAAAAUGUACAGUGAGGACUUGCCCCUGGCUCAGUGUGGCUUCCUGAGUGUGACCGAGAUGGUUGAAGCCCUCAGUGACACGUUCUCUGUGCAGCCAAGCACUGAAGAAGGAGCAAAGCACUUACUCAUCAUGGAACUCAAACCCAAUGAUCAACCAGCUUUCUCUCAAAACCCUUCCACCGAGGGACAAUACUUAAGCUGCAAUGACGGGGACUGGGCGUGUCAAGAUGAUGGAGGAGCGUCCAUGGAUUCUUUAGAGUCCGACCCUGAGAUGGAAAUCGCCACCAAGACCAUCCAUCAGAAACCGGUAGACAUUUUCGCAGUCACGGUUCCUCUGGAUGCGCUGCAGUGCCAGAAGCUAAAACCUCCCAAUCGCUGGAGAGAACGAGAGCUGGUGCCUGUCGUGGUGGAGAAGAUCGAGUCCCCCAGUCUCUUUUAUGUCCGUUUGGAAGACCAAGACUCCCGCACCCUGGAGCACAUGAUGUUUGAAAUGAGGAGUUGUUAUUCCUGCCAAGAGGUGGCUGAGCGAUACCGGCUCCCAGAUGCGUACGUACGACCAGGGCAGGCGUGCUGCGUGGCUCCAGGAGACACUUGGUUCUACCGGGUGGUGAUCCACCGGCUGCUCAACACCAGUGAGGUGGAAGUGUACUACGUUGACUUUGGAGAUCUCACUGCUGUCAGCAGGAGCAGGCUGCAAUUUCUCAAGUCAUGCUAUGCUGAGCUUCCAGUACAAGCUGUUCCAUGCGUACUUGCUGGAGCGAAGCCAGUUAAGCGCGUCUGGAGUAAAGAAGCCACCAGCUCCUUUCAGAAGCUGUGCUAUGACCGCACCCUGGUGGCUGCCAUUCACAGCUACCAGCAUGACUUCCUGCUCACUUUCCUGUGUGACACUCAAACCGAGGAGGAUCUCUACAUCCAUAGUGUGCUUGAGGCAGAGGGUCAUGCUGUAGCCUGCUCUGCUGUUAGCACACCGAUGUUCCAACAGUUCAACCCCGUGGCUCUUUACCUCGGCGAGGGGCAGCUUGAGGAAGUAAAUGACGGAGUUGCAGCAGUGGCAUCUUCUCCUAAUGUCACAAGUCUUACACAACACCUUCAGCCAGAUGCCUCCACAAUACGCAGUCAGGUUUUGACCGAGAAUUCAACGCAUAGCCAAGAAAUGACUCUUUUGGAUCUUCCUGCGCUGGAGUUCAUCGACGUGGCUCAGGGGAAAAACUCUAAGCCGUUGGAUCCAUUGCUGAACAAAGAGCCAGCAAGCUUUGGUAACUGGGAGCAGGGAUGGAGAAAGAAGGCUAAUAUAGAUGAUCAGAAGCCAGAGUUUCUUCAGAAUGGACGAGAGGAGAGUGCAACAACUGAAGUGUUAUCUAUCAAACCGGAGAAGGAUACACAGCCUGUUUUGGAGAGUGAGAAAACUCAAAAACCGGCCGCAAACCAGCAUGUGGUCCGUGAUCAGACUCCGGGUCCGAUCUCCAGCUGCAUCGGACACACGGGUCCACAAAUGUCUGCUGAAUUGUUCCAGCCUCUGUCCACCAACCUGAUGUUUUCUAUGUUCAGCUCUGGAGACAAGCCAAAUCAGGAAGCUCUGUUUCUUCGCCACGUGUCCCCUCUUGCACUGGGCCCCUCGGCCCGCAUGGCAGCCGGAUCAAACCUGCUCCAAUGGUACACACACAAACAGGUUUAAAAUCCACCCCAUUGCCCCUCCUGGCGGUUGCCUAUCCGCCCACCUGCCCAUGCUGACCUGCCCCAGCUACGCCCAUUCCUUUAGAGCGAGGCGGAGUUACGCAGACGCGGUUCCGAAAGUUAUCCAUGUUUGUAUUAUGUUAAAUGUUGGUGGUUUUUUUUUGUCCGCUUUUUUUUUUGUUGUUAUUGGAAAUGUCAUGAAGGAACAUCCAGAUUGUAAAAUCAACCGUAUUAUUGAAACAUUAUCGAGAGAGAAAAUGCAAUAUUGUUUGCGACUGAUACAUUUUUUUUUAUCUAAUGACUUCUCUCAUAUAUUAAUUCAUUAUUAUUGUACUUUCUAAGGUAGAAUUUGUGUUUUUUUGUUUAUUUCUAACUUUCCAUUUUAUCUGUUUUUCAGUUUUAAGUAAAGUUACAUGUACGUUGUUUCGAAUUGUUAUUAUUUCCUUGUUUGGGGAGAAAAAAACCCAGCAGCACCUGUAAAGAGUCUGUUUUUUUAAGAAGA
Molecule: messenger RNA, 3378 nt
Organism: Silurus meridionalis
Lineage: Eukaryota; Metazoa; Chordata; Actinopteri; Siluriformes; Siluridae
Gene: tdrd5
Product: tudor domain containing 5
Exons: 17
Coding region: 217-2877 (886 amino acids)
Biological process (GO): spermatogenesis
Source: RefSeq, a predicted model, not a curated record